Messenger RNA from Blepharisma stoltei, 1121 nucleotides. Lineage: Eukaryota; Ciliophora; Heterotrichea; Heterotrichida; Blepharismidae. The record is from the annotation of a GenBank genome assembly.
AUGGACCAGAUGUGCAGCAUUGAAAAUUGUCCCAAGAAAGCCAACAUAAAGUGCCUUUGUGAAAAUAUCAUGUUUUGCGAAACUCAUAUAGAUGCCCACUUAUUAUACUCAACAGGUGUACACAAUUGUGUAAAACUCUUUAAUUUUCCGCUUCAAGCAACUAAAGUUGCCUCGAUUUCUCAUUUAAAUAAUUCAAUCGCAAGCCUCAGAUCUCUCCGAUCAAGACUCACCCAAAAAUUGUCCCAAGAUAUGAUUGCUAUUCAAAGCUUUCUUGGGAACUAUUUAUCCUUUUUCCCAUAAAAAUAAAUCAUUUUAAAUAAAAAAAUAAUUCAGCCUAGCUUACCUUAAAAUUUAUAUCAAAAAUAGACUAUGAAAUCAUAAAAACAAAAAAAGAGCUGCUAAAAAUCAUGAACACUGACCAAAUUCCAAGGACCGACGAAUUGCACGAAAUGGAGUUUUUACUAUUGCCGUCUGAUGAAGCCAUUGAUUAUUUAAACUCAAAAAAUGCAGGAUCUAUAAAAUCAAUGUCACAUACAGAAAUCCUAGAAAAAAUAUACAAAAUCCAGAAAAAUUUUGAGUGGAGAGAAACCUCCGAAAUGAAGCUUUUAGCUGAAAAAAACAAAAAUUUAAAAAAAGAAAACAAAGAACUCAACGUAAAAAACCAAGAAUUAAUCCAAAAAAUUAGAAGGUUAAAACAAGAGCACGAGUCUUUUCAAGAGGAGUCAAGCUUGCAGUUUUUAGUAUUUGAAGAUGAAAAAGAAAAUACAAGAUGCCAAUUAAAUACAAAAAUUGAGCAGCUGAAAGCAGAAAACUGCAAGCUGAGUAUUGAGUAUAACAAUAUAAACGCAUCAUACAAAAUUUUGUAUGGUAAGUAUGGAAAAUCAAUGAAAAAGUCUCACUCUUUGGUAAAGCCUGGGAAUAUGAAGCAUAUAUAUCAAUGCUGUAUUUGCCAAGUUAUUGUAAAUGAUGAUUUAGCUUUAAAGAAAAAUGAAUGCGGAUGCAUUUCAUGCCAAAACUGCAUGCUUCCUGAGUAUGAAGAAAUAUUUUCGAUUUUUAAAAAGAAAAAAUCAUGCAGAAAAUGCGGAAAAGUUAAAUCAGGAAAUGAAUGGGUAACUGCAUAA